UCUCUAUCUCUCUCUCUAAUUUUAAUUGCUAUUAACUAAUUAAUUAAUAAUCAAUCAAUAAUGCAUAAUUAAAGUUGCUUUUUUAAAAAAUCUUUUCAUUAAUUGCUUGGCUCUCUCCUUCGCCAAUUUUAAGAGAACUAUUCAUUUCUCUUCGCCAUGGUGUGAGAGCUCCUCUUUUUUUUUUUUUGGGUUUAAUUUUGUGGGGGUUAAUUUUGUUAAUUAACAGACUCGAGGAAAUGAUCACAACCUGUUUGUCGAAUUGCCGAAGAAGCAAAUGCUAGAGACGGCAGUCAGAAUUCGGUAGCUGCCGAUUGCCAGAGUUUUUAGUCGAAUCCGAGCUAUCAACCAUGGUGCUGGGCCUCCGAUCCAAGACCAAGAAAGGAGCCGCCGCGAUUCAUGUCAACUACAUCAUCCACCUCCUAGAAAUCAAGCCAUGGCCGGCCUCCAAAUCGCUCAAGUCCCUCCGCCCUGUGGCCAUCAGAUGGGAGAACGGGGACCGCUCUGGUUCGACCAAUGCGCUUGCCCCCUCGCUCGGAUCGAAUUCAGAGGAAUGGAAGAUUGAAUUCAAUGAGUCUUUUAUGCUCCAAGUCAGUUUUUCAAGGGAUGGCAUGGCACAAGGUUUCAACUCCGGACCGUUCCAAAAGAACGUGCUGGAGUUGAACUUGUAUGAGACGAAGAAGGACAAGCCAAAGGGGCAGCUUUUAGGGGGUGCGGUUGUCGACUUGGCGAAGCACGGAAUCGUCAAGGAAGUUGUGAGUCUCAGUGCGCCUAUCAGCUUCAAGAAGAGUACUAAGAAUUUACAGCCAGUACUUCACUUGAAGAUCGAACCGUUCGACAGGGAUGGGUUGGUGUCGAUGAAUGGGGAGAAUGCCGAAGAAGAGGAGAUUGCCGCCUUCUCUGAUGAUGAUGAUGAUGAUGAUGAUGAUAAGUCUUCACUCUCAUCGGCAGCUGCAUCGUCUUCUGCUUUAGGUCGGAAUUCAGUUCAAAGCAGCAGUCGAGAGCUAAUCAAGGAACUAAAGGAAAGCAAUGGAGUGGGAAAUGAAAGAAUGAGCUUUACAGCUAAUCCUGAGAGCUUGGAAAUAGAUAACAGUUCGAAGAUGGAGAAGCUGCAGCUUGCCGGUAGUACCGAAUCUGGCUACUUGGUUGGCCAGGAUGAGAAGAAUCAAAAUAAAAUAAAUGGGUCAGUGGAAGUGGAUAGCAGUUAUGGUGCCGAGUAUGAUUUCCUGGAGACAUAUAUAAAGGAGAAGCAGUUAGCAAAAGAAUCGGAAGUAAAAACUGAAGAAGCACAAAGCCAGUCAAUUGUCUCAGGUGCAAGUUUAGAACUAAACCCUGUCCCUCAACAGCCAAGUCUAAGAAUUGCUCGUAAAAUGUCGUUCGCUUAUGGUAUGAGCAGCUCUAACCAGAGAUUUCUAGGUAUAAGGACUUUCAGCACUCUAAGUAAUCAUAGAACAAAGAGCAUUAAGCUCCCUCAAAUGAAAACUCCUUUGGAAUCCACUAGAAGCACCAUGGACGAUAAACCAAGUGAUCAGGAUAAAGAAGAGGUGAAGGAGGUUGAUGUUCAAGAAGAUGUUCAUGAUGACGAAGUAACCCCUGGUCUAGAGGAUGCUCAAGAAGAAAAAAUAAGAGAUGUUGCGACAAUAAACAGGAAUAGUGUUUACAGAAACAAGGUUCGGGAGCUAGAGCAAAGAGUUGAGCUGCUCGAAGGGGAGCUUAGAGAAGCUGCUGCUACUGAGAUAAGCCUUUACUCCAUAGUUGCAGAGCAUGGAAGCUCAUCACACAAGGUCCAUACACCAGCUAGACGGCUUUCGAGGCUUUAUCUCCAUGUUUGGAAACAUGGGUCGAAAACAAGGAGGGCUAGUGCGGCCAGAAGUGCUUCCUCUGGGCUUGUUCUAGUUGCAAAAUCUUGCGGGAAUGAUGUUCCAAGGUUGACAUUCUGGCUGUCAAAUUCAGUUGUAUUGAGAACAAUUAUCACUCAAACAACCAGAGAAUCAGACAAUGCUGGAAAUAAUGAUCCUUCUGCUGCAGAAAAGGAUCCUGGAACUAUACCGAAGCGGAAAUCUUCUGCAUUAUGGAAUUCUGUUUAUCGCAAAAAAGCGAAAUUGCUUGCAACUCGGUGGGAAGAUCCAGAGACCUUCAUAUCUGCGCUAGAAAAGAUCGAAAGCUGGUUAUUUUCUCGGAUUGCUGAGUCUAUCUGGUGGCAGACUUUGAUGGUACACAUGCAGUCAACUUGUGAGAGUAAAAAAUCAAAGGUGGGUUCAAUUGGAAAGAAAAGCUAUGUGAGGCCGCCAACUGUGGGUGACCAAAAGCAGGCAAAUUACUCCAUAGAAAUUUGGAAGAAAGCUUUUAAGGAUGCCUGUGAAAGGCUUUGCCCUGUGAGAGCAGCAGGACAUGAAUGUGGGUGCUUGCCUAUGCUAGCUAGAUUGGUAAUGGAACAAUGUGUCACAAGACUCGAUGUGGCUAUGUUUAAUGCUAUUUUACGAGAAUCAGAUGAUGAAAUGCCAACAGAUCCAGUAUCCGACCCUGUGAGUGAUCCCAAGGUGCUCCCUGUCCCGUCUGGAAAAUCAAGUUUCGGUGCUGGGAUUCAACUGAAAAACGCUAUUGGCAGCUGGUCAAGAUGGCUGACUGAUCUAUUUGGCAUGGAUGUUGAUGACUCCUCUCGAAAUGGAAAGGAGAAAAAUAAUGGCAGUCACAAUGUUGAUGAAUCCCAUAAACCUUUCCAUUUACUCAAUGCAUUGAGUGAUCUUCUUAUGCUCCCAAAAGAGAUGCUUUUGGAGAGGUCUGUCAGGAAAGAGGUAUGUCCAACAUUCAGUUCGUCAAUUAUCAAACGGAUCCUUGACAGCUUUGUAACAGAUGAAUUUUGUCCUGAUCCAAUAUCGGAGAGUGUGCUCGAAGCACUGGAAUCCGAGGACCAUUUGGAGGGCAACGAAGAGGGAAUAAGAAAUGUACCAUGCGGUGCAUCUCCUAUCAAUUAUUCUGCCCCUUCAAUCACUUCAGUUGAGAGCAUCGUCGGAGAACUCCGAAUUCCACCACUAAAGAAUGGAUCAUCAGUGGUUCGUAAAUCAUACACCAGCGACGACGAGCUCGAUGAGCUCGAUGCACCAUUGGCAUCGAUGAUCGAUAUGCCAAAAGCUUCGACGAUCAAGUCGAAAUGGAAGAGUGGUUUGCAGGCCCUUCGGUAUCAGCUUCUUCGUCAAGUUUGGAAAGACGACGAGUAGCUGUUUCCUUUACGUUUUUUUUUUGUUUUCCUACAUGGAUAUGUUCCUGCCGACUUUGCUAUUUGUAUGACCUCUCUUUCUUCAGAUGCAUCCUCUUGAGUUUCACGGAUGUCCCUUUUAUAGUUUGUUCUUGUAUAAAUGGCGAUUAUUGUUCCUAAUGUAACAAUAUUGAGUUUUGGCCAAAUCGAUUACUUGUAUCAUUA
Messenger RNA from Ananas comosus (pineapple), 3418 nucleotides. RefSeq lists its product as uncharacterized. Lineage: Eukaryota; Viridiplantae; Streptophyta; Magnoliopsida; Poales; Bromeliaceae. Bases 348 to 3215 code for a protein of 955 amino acids. The record is from RefSeq and is a predicted model, not a curated record. Gene Ontology annotation, cellular component: nuclear pore. The transcript has 9 exons.